AUGAAUAACGCCAUCAAAAACUCUCUUGACAAUAACAUUCCAAAGCGAAAGUGCAUGACACCCACCCGUAACAUAGACCCUCUCAAACAUUACUUCAGUGCCAUAAGAGUCACCAAGAGAGCAAUUAAUGCGUCAAAAAACAAUAACAGUGAAGAUGUCUUCUCAAGACUUCCAGCCAUCGCCUCAUUAGCUUUACGAAAAAUUACCAUUAUCAACAAUAAAUAUAUAUCUAUAUACAAUCCUCAACACAAACAUCCCCGAGUAUAUUAA
Acaulospora colombiana is the source of this 270-nucleotide messenger RNA. The record is from the annotation of a GenBank genome assembly. NCBI's taxonomy places the organism in Eukaryota, Fungi, Glomeromycota, Glomeromycetes, Diversisporales, Acaulosporaceae.